This is a messenger RNA of Pan troglodytes (chimpanzee), 13489 nucleotides long. RefSeq names its product RAS like proto-oncogene A (gene RALA). NCBI's taxonomy places the organism in Eukaryota, Metazoa, Chordata, Mammalia, Primates, Hominidae. Gene Ontology annotation, biological process: signal transduction. Gene Ontology annotation, molecular function: GTP binding; GTPase activity. The coding region runs from base 10994 to 11614 and encodes 206 amino acids. The record is from RefSeq and is a predicted model, not a curated record. The transcript is spliced from 5 exons. Gene Ontology annotation, cellular component: membrane.
UUACAGACAGUUUAUUCCAAUUUUUACAGUAAUAAGUAAUUGGAAAGAUCUUGCUAGUGAGCCAAAUCUGCCUCUUUUUGUCUUCUCCUCAGUGAUUUCAGUUUUAAAUUGUAAAAAUUAUCUCCCAGUCUGUGACUUAUCCUUUCAUUUUCUUAACCUUCAAAGACUGGAAGUUUUUUAUUUUGAUGCAGUCCAACUUAUCAAUUUGAUAGAUUUUGCAUUUGACAUUGUAUCUAGGAAAUCAUCGAAUGCCUAACCCAAGGUCACAUGCCUAACUCUAUGCUUUCUUCUAGAACUUUUGUGGCUUUAGGUUUUACAUUUAGAAACAAUCCAUUUUGAGUUAAUUUUUUUGUAUAUGGUGUAUAUAUGAAUCUAAAUUUUUGUUUGUUUGUUUGUUUGAGAGAGGAUCUUGCUCUGUCACCAAGGCUGGAGUGCAGUGGUGUGAUCAUGGCUCACUGCAGACUCGCUUUCCCAGGCUCAAGCAGUUCUCCCACCUCAACCUCCCAAGCAGCUGGGGCUAUAGGCGUGUGCCACACUAUACCCAGCUAAUUUACUUUUUGUAGAGACUGUAUCUCACUAUGUUGCCCAGGCUGGUCUUGAACUCCUGAGCUCAAGCAAUCCUCCUGCUUUGGCCUCCCAAAAUGCCGGGAUUAUAGUCAUGAGCCACCACGCCCAGCCUCUAAAUUCUUUUUUUGCAAUUGCAUUUUUGCAUCUAAUUGUUCUAGCAUCAUUGUUAAAAAAGUGAUUCUUUCUUUAUUGAAUUGCCUUUUGCACCUUUGUCAGCAGAUGCUGAAAACUACAAACCACUCAAAUGUCCAUCAACAGGUGAAUGAAUAAACAAAUUGUAAGAUAUCCAUAACAUGGAAUACUACUCAGCAAUAAAAGGAAAUGAGCUAUAGAUACAAGCAACAGGGAUAAAUGUCAAAAUUAUGCUUACUGAAAGAAGCCAGAUAAAAGAGUACAUGUUGCAUAAUUCCUUUUAUGUGAAACUGAAGAAAGUACUAACUAAUCUAUAUUUACAGAAAGCAGAUCACUGUAUGGAGGGGAGAUGGAGGGAAAGGAAAGGGAGGGAUUACAGUUGAACAGGCUUAAAUAUGUGCAGUUUGUCGUAUGUUGUACCUCAAUAAAGCUGCUCCAAAUAUAAUUCUAAAAUUUAUAUAGAAUAACAUAGUGGCUAGAUAAGCUUUUGAUAACCAAGGUUUUUCUUUUCCCAUUUCUUAAUUUUUUUUUCAUACUGUAACUCCAGUUUAUUGUUCUUCUUAAAAAGGUAUGUAGAUCUGAAUAUAGCAUUUGGAAAAUAAUUGAUUGUUGUAAACUCACUUCAAGUAUAUCUUCUGUUUCUUUGAGUUAUGUCAUGCCAGUCCCUACAGAGUCUGUUAACCUUACUUGGUAUCAUUGUUUCACUUUGCUUAUUAUAAUUUAACCCAAACUUCCCCAAAUUUUCCACAAUUAUAUUAUUAAUAGAAAUUACAGAAUACAUCAGGAUCAAGGCAUAUAAGGAUUAAGGGGAGAGGAGUAAAAAAAGAAAUGCGCAGGGGCAGAAUUAAGGAAUUUAGAUUUUCACCUAUGAGCAAUGUGGAGUCUCUGAAGAAUUUUAAGUAAGCUGAGUUAAACUAAUUUCACUUUUUAUUGUGAUCAGCUGAACUUACAUAAAAAAGGCAGGCAGUAUUUAUCUAAGGGGAUUUGCAUCAGUCCCUUUGGUGUUUUAGUGAGUAUAUAGUUUUUUAUAGUGGCAGAGUCAAAACCCCUAUUCUGAUAUCUUAAAUUUAUUCCCAAGCCUUGUACAUUAUAGUUGCAUCCUGUCAAGUGAACUGUAACUAGCAAUUCAAAAUUCAGAGUUACUUGAAUGUUCUUGUUCUGAGUAUUUCUUGGGUUUAUGAGAUUGACAACUCUAUUUAGGCCAAAGUAUUUAGUCUACUGGAAUUAAGCAAAUACAGGUCCCAUCUAUUCAUGUUUGCUAUUUCCCAAUUUAAAAUCCUAUAGCAUGUAAGAGCAUUAGCAUUUUAUUUGUCUUUCUUUCAAUCCUUUAGAGUUAAGACUCACUAAUUUGGGAUUAGUUAUGACUCUAUGAGGCUACUACUGAUUUUUGAUAGGAACAAGAACCCAGGAAAGGAAAAAAAGGUAAUUUAUGAGCUGCAGCCAAUUAUCUGGCAACCAGAAUGCCUUGUUGUUAAGAGUCUAUUGUAACAAGUUUCUUUGUCUUCAUACAGCACCUGUUUCUGUGCAACAAGACCGUGUUUUUGAACACCUGGCAUAACAUGAAACUGUUAGGUUAUAUUGUGGCUAAUCCUGAAGGAAGUUAGUUGAACUCUGGCUCAUUUAUUUAAACUCAGUCCUCCAGCAUGACAGAUUGGUGAAUGUGGAAGUGGGUACCAGUUACUAAGUAAAACAAACAUGCUCAGCCCAUCUCUUGAUCUGGACCCUGGAUUUUGGGAUAAAGUGAAGGGAUGAGGGUAAGGGAUGUUCACUUCAAAAGUCAUUGGGGAGUUUCCAGUGAUGUCACAUCUGACUACCCUGGCAUGGAUAUAUAGAAUCUCUUGGAUCGUACCAUCCUGGCUCUGUUCCAGUUUUGUUUGUUUGUUUUUGUGUUUUUUUUUUGAGACGGAAUCUUGCUCGGUCACCCAGGCUGGAGUGCAGUGGUGUGAUCUCAGCUCACUACAACCUCCACCUCCCGGGUUUAAGCGAUUCUCCCGUUCAGUCUCCCGGGUAGCUGGGAUUACAGGCACCUGCCAUCACGCUCAGGUAAUUUUUGUAUUUUUGUAGUGACGGGGUUUCACCACGUUGGCCAGGCUGGUCUUGAACUGCUGACCUCAGGUGAUCUGCCCACCUCAGCCUCCCAAGGUGCUGGGAUUACAGGUAUGAGCCACCAUGCCCAGCCCAGUUCAUUUUAACUCCACCACAACUCUCUGGAACUUCAUGCCAGUGAUGUAACUCUUAUCGAACCCUUAUUUCCUCAUAUAAAAAAUGAAGGGUUUGGAUUAUUUUAAGGCUUCCUUCUGUGAUUCUUCAAUUUCAUUAUGUUUACUUUUAAAAAUUGUUCAAUGAAACUUCUAGGUAAACAUAAAAGCAACUUGUUAAAAAUUGUAAAAUGGAAAGAAAUAUACUAGUAUACUGAAGGAUAUUGUAUUGGAGACGGUCCCAGGAAAGCCCUACUUUCUGUGGGGUCUGGACCUUCUAAAAAUUAUCUUUUUGGUCAUUAACCUGUCCUCUAUAUUAAUUGAGGCCUGUAAGCCUUAAGUGAUAAUGAAAUGCAGCCAGACAUGGUGGCUGACACCUGUAAUCCCAGCACUUUGGAAGGCUGGGGCAGGAGGAUUGCUUGAGCCCCGGAGUUAAAGAUCAGCCUGGGCAACACAGCAAGAGCCUGUCUCCACAAAAAAAGAAAAAAAAAUGUUAAUGAAAUGCUACAAUUCUGCUUCCAACCACUAGUUUGAAUGUAGGUGCAUGUGUUUAGUAUUUCAAUUUUAAAUAUGAUUGUCUUUUAAUGAUAGUUUUAAAAGACUGGAGGUUUACUUGUGCAUGGGCCUGAUGCCCAGCCUGUGUGAUACUAGUUCAUUCCUGAUGAGCCAUGACUGUACCCACUAAGCCCCUUAAAGAGAGGGUACUCUUCCUCCUACUUCUCUUUCUUUAAGAGUAUUAAUAGCACAUGCAUUCUAGUCCAUAUUCUUGAUGUUAAGACAUGUUGGAAAUGACUGAGGAGCGUUGUCGCUUUCUUGAGCACACAGACAGUUGCUAAAUGCAGGGCUUGUCUUAAAUUAAUGUUCUCUGGUGUCUUCUAUUACCAUCUCGCUCCAUCAUUAACCCCAGUGGUCUUCAUCCCAGACAUAACAGUGGUUUGCACUGUGGCAUCCAUGACUUUGCUCCUUUUUCUCCUUCAGCCGCCUCUCCAACCCUCUCACCUCCCCCUACAAAGUCUGGGUAUAUUUUUGCCCAUUUCUUGCCUAGUGUUAUCAAUACUUCGAACAACUAGUAUAAAGAACUUAGUAAAGAGCACUGGUGCAAAGUAGUAUGUUCAGUCUGUUGGAUAUUUUUAUCCCCUAGCCACUUUCUAUUAGAUAAACCAUAUGAAACUGCUGUUUUUGUAUGUAUAUAUAUAUAUGAUGUUUGCAGUUUUAUAUGGUUUCACUUUAUAAAUAUACACAGUGAUGAUUUUUAACCAGAGAUAUGAACUACAGUUACCUAGGCAGUUUUUUACAAAAUAUAUAUAUACACACACACUGUCUGCAUCCUUGACCAGUGAAUUAGGAUCUUCAUGGAUGGUUCCAGAGUAAAUGCAUUUUUUAAAAACCUGAUUCUGAGUCAUACUCCUGGUUACACCUGUAAGCGAAUCUUCCCUCUAGGCUAUUUUUAGUUUUUUUAUUUUAAUUUUUUUUAGAGAUGGAGUCUUACCAUGUUGCCCAGGCUGGCCUCAAAAUCCUGGGAUCAAGCAAUCCUCCCACCCUAGCCUCCUGAGUAGCUGGAACUACAGGCGUGCGCCACCGAGCCUGCCUCAAGCAGACUGCAUACAGAUGCAUAUGUUUUUGGUGUAAUCAGUUGUCUGAUAUGAACUGAAACUUUUAAGUCUAUGACUUCAUAAAUUACUAUUUAAAAUUUUAAGAUAUGGACUGGGUGAGAUGGCUCAUACCUGUAAUUCCUGCGCUUUGGGAGGCCGAGGCAGGCAGAUCACUUGAGCCCAGGAGUUCCAGACCAGCCUGGGGCAAAAUGGCAGAACCCCUCUAGAAAAAAACACAGCAAAAAAAUGAGUCAGGUAUGGUGGUGCUGCUGUGGUGGGGAUGAAAUGGGCUGAGGCAGGAGGAUUGCUUGACCCCAGGAGGUCAAGGCUGCAGUGAGCUGAGAUUGCAUUGCACCACUACCCCUCAGCCUGGGCAAGUGAGAGAGACUCUGUCUCAAAAAUAAAAAAUAAAUAUGAUCAAAUCUUAAAUUUAGAUUUUUCAGUACUCUUAGGAAGAAAAAUAUAAGUGCUACAAGAUGUUUUAUGAUUUUCAGGGAAUUGUCAAGUCUUUUUUUUUUCCCCUAGUUUGUAACUUCACGUUAUGUUUUGUAUAACUUCAACUUAAGAUUUUUUACUUUUCAAAUACACUUUUAUCUUUCAUGAAAAGGAGUUAACAGUAGUGAGCAGGCUGUAGUUGGUUAUUAACUUAAUUAUGACUCACAAUGCAGCUUACCCUACGUGAUUCAUAAUUUUAUCGUAGCCAAGAGAAAAUGGAGUUUCUUUGAACAGCAUCUGUCUCCCUUCACUGCUGGUAAUUGGUAUGUUAUGCUAUUAUUAUUAAUCACUGUUUUUGGAAUCUCUGGGUAAAUAGGCACUAAAUAAGCCCAAAAAUAUGAGCAAAAGUUGUCUGUUAAUUCAUUGGCCACUGCAGAAAGGAGUACUAAAGCCCAGAAAAGAGUUCUGAGCUUCCUUCUAUCUCUCACUAGCGUGUUCUCUCUAAUUUGCAUUCCUUAAAAAUAAGUUGCACUUGCUUUAGUGGCAUGUAUAUUUUUUAAAAAUACAGAUAAGUUUAGUGUGGCUCCUGUAUAAAAAUGACUCUCAAAAAAUAGUAAUAAAGGGAACAUGCUCUCCAAGGGAGCUAUGUGCAGCUCUCCCUUGGAUGCCUGUGGCUGGGAGUCUGAAUCUGUCUGCCCAUGGCCCCCUCUUUAAAAAAAAUUUUUUUUUAAUUAAAAACAAUUUAAGGCCAGGCACAGUGGCUCACGACUGUAAUCCCAGCACUUUGGGAGGCCCAGGCAGGCGGAUCACAAGGUCAGGAGUUCAAGACCAGCCUGGCCAAUAUGGUGAAACCCCACCUCUACUUAAAAAGUACAAAAAUUAGCCGGGUGUGGUGGUGUGCACCUGUAGUCCCAGCUAGUUGGGAGGCUGAGGCAAGAGAAUUGCUUGAACCCAGGAGGCAGAGGUUGCAGUGAGCCAAGAUCACAUCACUGAACUCCAGCUGGGGCAACAGAGACUCCAUCUCAAAAAAAAAAAAAAAUUGUAAAAUGACUCCCACUUGUGAUCCAUUUCUUUACAAAUACAUAACACUUAUAAGAGGCAGUCUCUAGUGCUUAACUCAGAAGAAUUCUUAUCAAGAAGGAAUAUUGAAUUUUAUCCAAUGCUUAUUUCUUUUCUGUCUCUCUUUUUUUAAUGAAUUUGCCUUCUCUGCAUAACUUUUUCUUUUCACUUGCAUUGAUUAUAUUGAUUUUCUUAUUGGGCCCAUUCAUGUGAUUGUAUUUUUAUGCUUACUAUUAAUCUAAUAUUGCAUUUUUGGAAUACAGUUGACCCUUGAACAACACAGGUUUGAACCACAAUAGUUUACUUACGCAGAUUUUUUCAAUAAAUAUAUUGGAAAUUUUUUUACAGAUUUACAACAAUUUGAAAAAACUUGCAGGUGAGCUGUAUAACCUAGAAAUAUUGAAAACAAGAUAGGUAUAUCAUGAAUGCAUUAAAUAUAUGCAGAUACUAGUUUAUUAUUUACUAUCAUAUACACAAAUCUUAUAAAAAGUUAAAAUUUAUCAAAAUACAUGCAUACUAUAUUAGUCUGUUUUCAUGCUGCUGACAUGAAAGACAUACCCAAGAGUGAGUAAUUUAUAAAGAAAAAGAGGUUUAAUGGACUCAAACUUUUCCUGUGGCUGGAGAGACCUCACAAUCAUGGCAGAAGGUGAAAGGCAUGUCUUACAUGGUGGCAGACAAGAGAAUGAGAGAGCCGAGCUAAAAGGGAAACUCCUUAUAAAACAAUCAGAUCUCAUGAGACUUAUUCACUACCAAAAGAAUAGUAUGGGGGAAACUGCCCCCAUGAUUCAGUUAUCUCCCAGCGGGUCCCUACCACAAUACCUGGGAAUCAUGGGAGCUACAAUUCAAGUUGAGAUUUGGGUGGGGACACAACCAAACCAUGUCAUUCUGCCCCUGGCCCCUCCCAAAUCUCAUGUCCUCACAUUUCAAAACCAAUCAUGCCUUCCCAACAGUCCCUCAAAGUCUUAACUCAUUUCAGCAUUAACUCAAAAGUCCACAGUUCAAAGUCACAUCUAGACAAGGCAAGUCCCUUCAGCCUGUGAGUCUGUAAAAUCAAAAGCAAGUUAGUUACUUCCUGGAUACAGUGAGGGUGCAGGCAUUGGGUAAAUGCACCCAUUCCAAAUGGGAGAAAUUGGCCAAAACAAAGGGGCCAAAGGCCCUAUGCAAGUCCAAAAUCCAGCAGGGCGGUCAAAUCCAAGCUCCAAAAUGAUCUCCUUUGACUCCAUGUCUCACAUCCAGGUCACUCUGAUGCAAGAGGUGGGUUCCCAUGGUCUUGGGCAGCUCUGCUUCUAUGGCUUUGCCAGGUACAGCCUCCCUUCUGGCUGCUUUCAUGAACUGAUGUUGAGUGUCUGUGGCUUUUCCAGACUCACGGUGCAAGCUGUCAGUGGAUUUACCAUUCUAGGGUCUGGAGGACAGUGGCCCUCUUCUCGCAGCUCCACUAGACAGUGUCCCAGUGGGGACUUUGUUGGGGGGCUUCAACCCCACAUUUCCCUUCUGCACUGCCUUAGCAGAAGUUCUCCAUGAGGGCCCUGCCCCUGCCUGGACAUCCAGGCGUUUCUAUACAUCCUCUGAAAUUUAGGCAGAGGUUCCCAAACCUCAGUUCUUGACUUCUGUGCACUCACAGGCUCAACAGCACAUGGAAGCAGCUGCCAAGGCUUGGGGCUUGCACCUUCUGAAACCACAACCCGACCUGUACCCUGGCCCCUUUUAGUCAUAGUUGGAGUGGCUGGGAGGUAGGGCACCAAGUCCCUAGGCUACACACAGCAUGGGUGGGGGGGCCCUUAGCCCAGCUUAUGAAACCAUUUUUUCCUCCUAUGCCUCAGGCCUGUGAUGGGAGAGGCUGCCGCAAAGGUCUCUGACAUACCCUGGAGACAUUUUCCCCAUUGUCUUGGUGAUUAACAUUCGGCUCCGGAGACAUUUUCCCCAGACAUUUUCCCCAUUGUCUUGGUGAUUAACAUUCGGCUCCGGAGACAUUUUCCCCGUUGUCUUGGUGAUUAACAUUCGGCUCCGCAGAUUUCUGCAGAAGGCUUGAAUUACUCCUCAGAAAAUUGGCUUUUUUUUCCUAUUGCGUUGUCAGGCUGCAAAUUUGUCAAACUUCUAUGCUGUUUCCCUUUUAAAACUGAAUGCUUUUAACAGCACCAAAGUCACCUUUUCAGUGCUUUGCUGCUUAGAAAUUUCUUCCACCAGAUGCCCUAAAUCAUCGCCCUCAAGUUUAGAGUUCCACAGAUCUCUAGUUCAGGGGCAAAAUUCUCAGUCUCUUUGCUAAAACAUAGCAAGAGUCACCUUUACUCCAAUUCCCAACAAGUUCCUCAUCUCCAUCUGAGACCACCUCAGCCUGGAUUUCAUUGUCUAUAUACCAUUAUCAGCAUUUGAGUCCAAGCCAUUCAACAAGUCUGUAGGAAGUUCCAGACUUUCCCACAUUUUCCUGUCUUCUUUGGAGCCCUCCAAACUGUUCCAAUCUCUGCCCAUUACCCAGUUCCAAAGUCGCUUCCACAUUUUUGGGUAUCUUUAUGACAGCACCCCACUCUACCAGUACCAGUUUCCUGUAUUGGUCUGUUUUCAUGCUGCUGAUAAAGACACAUCCAAGACUGGGUAAUUUAUAAAGAAAAAGAGGUCUAACAGACUCACAGUUUCCUGUGGCUGGAAAGGCCUCACAAUCAUGGCAGAAGGUGAAAGGCACAUCUUACAUGGUGGCAGAUGAGAGAGUGAGAGAGCCAAGCUAAGUGAGACUUAUUCACUACCAUAAGAAUAGUGUGGGGGAAACUGCCCCCAUGAUUCAGUUGUCUCCCACUGAGUCCCUCCCACAACAUGUAGGAAUCAUGGGAGCUACAAUUCAAGAUGAGAUUGGGUGGGGACACAACCAAAUCAUAUCACAUACAAACACAACUAUAUGUGGUGCCAUUUGCAGUCAAGAGAAAUGUAAACCAAUGUAAAGAUUCAGUAUUAAAUUAUAACUGCAUAAAAUUAACUGUAGUGCAUAUACUACUGUAAUAAUUUUAUAACUACCUCCUGUUGCUAUUGUUGAGCUCAAAUGUUGCAAAUACCUACUUCAAAUGCCAUGUGACACUAAUUAUCUCUGUGUGAGCAGUUCAUCUCUCCAGUAAAUGUAGUGUUUGUACAACACUGUAAACUUUAAAUAACACCGUGGGACCCAUAAGAAAUGUUACUAGUGAUGCUGGAAGUGCUCCCAAGAAGCAGAGAAAAGUCAACAUUACAAGAAACAAGUUUAAUUGCCUGAUAUGUACCAUAGAUUGAGGUCUUCAGCUGUGAUUGCCCAUCAUUUCAAGAUGAAUGAAUCCAGAGUAAGGGACAUUGUAAAAAAAAAAAAAAGAAAAAAUAUAUGAAGCCUUCACUGCAGCUACAGCAGCAGGCACAAAAGCUUUGCAUUUGUUGCAAAAUACAUUUUUAUCAAAUUGAAAAUUCAGCUUUUAUGAGGGUGCAGGGUUGCUGUAAGAAAGGCAUACCUUUCCAAUCUGUCCCUGGGUCUAACGAAAAAAAGCCAUAGCUGUAGACUCCAAUGUGAUUCCAGAAAAAGCAAAGUCAUUAUAUGACAACUUAAAGCAAAAGGAAGGUGAAGGAUCUAAAGCUGGAGGAUUUAAUGCCAGCAAAGGAUGGUUUGAUAAUUUUAGAAAGAGGUUUGGCUUUUUAAAUGUCAAGAUAACAUGAGAAGCAGCUUCUGCCAACCAAGAGGCAGCAGGUGAAUUCCCAGAAGCCAUUAAGAAAAACAUUGAGGAGAAAGGAUAUCUGCUUGAACAGAUUUUUAAUGCAGACAAAAUUGCCCCAUUCUGGAAAAAAUUUUAAAAGCCACAAGGAACUUCUGUUGGUAGGGAAGAAAAGCAAGCACCAGGAUUUAAGGCAGGAAGGAAUAGGCUAACUACUAUUUUGUGCAAGUGCAGUCGGGUUUAUGAUCAGGGCUGCCCUUAUCUGUAAAGCUGCUAAUCCCCAAGUCUUGAAAGGAAGAGAUAAACACCAGCUGCCAGUCUUUAGGUUGUUGUACAACAAGAAGGCAUGGACAACAAGAACGCUUUUACUGGAUUGCUUUCAUCAAUGCUUUGUCCCUGAAGUCAGAAAGUACCUUGCCAGUAAAGGAUUGGUUUUUAAAGUUCUUUUGAUAUUGGAUAAUGCCCCUGGCCACCCCAAACCCUAUGAGGUCGAAACUGAAGGCACUGAAGUGGUCUACUUGCCACCAAACACAACGUCUCUGAAUUCAGCUUCUAGAUUGGGGGUCGUAAGGACCUGGAAGGCUCAUUACACACAGCACUCUGUGGAAAGGAUGUCAGUACUGUGGAGGACCCCAAUAGAGGAACAUCAUGAAAGCCUAGAAGGCUCACACCAUUGAAGGUACCAUCAUUGUUACAGAAAAAGCUGUGAAAGCCAUUAAGCCCCAAACAAUAAAUUCCUGCUGGAGAAAACUGUGUCCGAAUGUUGUGUAUGACUUCACAAGAUUUAUGACAUAGCCAGUCAAGGAAAUCUUGAAAGAGUUUGUGGAUGUGCCAAAAAAAAAAAGUGGGAGGGGGAACAAAAGUCUGCUUGAUAGAGAUCAAUGCUUCUGAACUGGUGCCGGGUGAUGAGAAACGAGUCCUAGAAGAAGCAAACCCAUAAAACAAAGUGACGUUAGAUAAUCUAGCAGAAGGGUUCUUAUUAUUCAAGACUGCUUUUGACUUCGUUUACAACAUAGACUCUUCCGUGAUACAAGCACUAAAACUAAAGCAAAUGGUGGAAGAAGGAUUGGUACCACAUAGAAACAUUUUUAGAAAAAUGAAAAAGCCAAAAAGUCUAAUUACAGUGCAUUUCUUUAGCUACAAUGAGUGUGCCUGCUUUUUCUGCCUCCUUUCCACCUCCUCCACCUCUUUUUCCUCUGCUACCCCUGAGACAGCAGGACCAAUCCUUCCUCUUCCUCCUCCUCUUCAGCCUACUCAACAUGAAAAUGAUGAGAAUGAAGACCUUUAUGAUGAUCCACUUUCACUUAAUGACUAAUUCUUCUUAAUCCUUUGGUGAAAACUGAGACACAAAAUGGCUGCAAAUAAGCCCAAGGGUCAGAAUUCUUUGGCUUUACACAAAGUCAUCAUGGUGGGCAGUGGUGGCGUGGGCAAGUCAGCUCUGACUCUACAGUUCAUGUACGAUGAGUUUGUGGAGGACUACGAGCCUACCAAAGCAGACAGCUAUCGGAAGAAGGUAGUGCUAGAUGGGGAGGAAGUCCAGAUCGACAUCUUAGAUACAGCUGGGCAGGAGGACUACGCUGCAAUUAGAGACAACUACUUCCGAAGUGGGGAGGGGUUCCUCUGUGUUUUCUCUAUUACAGAAAUGGAAUCCUUUGCAGCUACAGCUGACUUCAGGGAGCAGAUUUUAAGAGUAAAAGAAGAUGAGAAUGUUCCAUUUCUACUGGUUGGUAACAAAUCAGAUUUAGAAGAUAAAAGACAGGUUUCUGUAGAAGAGGCAAAAAACAGAGCUGAGCAGUGGAAUGUUAACUACGUGGAAACAUCUGCUAAAACACGAGCUAAUGUUGACAAGGUAUUUUUUGAUUUAAUGAGAGAAAUUCGAGCGAGAAAGAUGGAAGACAGCAAAGAAAAGAAUGGAAAAAAGAAGAGGAAAAGUUUAGCCAAGAGAAUCAGAGAAAGAUGCUGCAUUUUAUAAUCAAAGCCCAAACUCCUUUCUUAUCUUGACCAUACUAAUAAAUAUAAUUUAUAAGCAUUGCCAUUGAAGGCUUAAUUGACUGAAAUUACUUUAACAUUUUGGAAAUUGUUGUAUAUCACUAAAAGCAUGAAUUGGAACUGCAAUGAAAGUCAAAUUUACUUUAAAAAGAAAUUAAUGUGGCUUCACCAAGAAGCAAAGUUCAACUUAUUUCAUAAUUGCCUACAUUUAUCAUGGUCCUGAAUGUAGCGUGUAAGCUUGUGUUUCUUGGGCAGUCUUUCUUGAAAUUGAAGAGGUGAAAUGGGGGUGGGGAGUGGGAGGAAAGGUGACUUCCUCUGGUGUUUAUUAUAAAGCUUAAAUUUUAUAUCAUUUUAAAAUGUCUUGGUCUUCUACUGCCUUGAAAAAUGACAAUUGUGAACAUGAUAGUUAAACUACCACUUUUUUAACCAUUAUUAUGCAAAAUUUAGAAGAAAAGUUAUUGGCAUGGUUGUUGCAUAUAGUUAAACUGAGAGUAAUUCAUCUGUGAAUCUGCUUUAAUUACCUGGUGAGUAACUUAGAAAAGUGGUGUAAACUUGUACAUGGAAUUUUUUGAAUAUGCCUUAAUUUAGAAACUGAAAAAUAUCCGGUUAUAUCAUUCUGGGUGUGUUCUUACUGACACCAGGGGUCCGCUGCCCCAUGUGUCCUGGUGAGAAAAUAUAUGCCUGGCACAGCUUUUGUAUAGAAAAUUCUUGAGAAGUAACUGUCCGCUAGAAGUCUGUCCAAAUUUAAAAUGUGUGCCAUACUCUGGUUCUUGAAAAUAAGAUUCCAGAGCUCUUUGAUCGCUUUUAAUAAACUGCAAGUUCAUUUUAAAUGAAGGGCCAGCAUAUAUACUUGCAAGAUAAUUUUCAACUGCAAGGAUUCAGCACCAGUUAUGUUUGAAUGAACCCUCCUUUUCUCUGAGAUUCUGGUCCCUGGAAAUCCCUUUCUGCUAGUGGUGAGCCUGUAAGUGUUAAGUUUUUAAUCUGGGAGCAGGGCAUAGGAAGAAAAUGUCAGUAGUGCUAAUGCAUUUUGCACUAGAACACUUGGGGAAAAUAUUCAUGCUUGCCAUCUGUUCAUUUCUAAAUUUAUAUUCAUAAAGUUACAGUUUGAUACAGGAAUUAUUAGGAGUAAUUCUUUUCUGUUUAUGUUUAUAAUGAAGAACACUGUAGCUACAUUUUCAGAAGUUAACAUCAAGCCAUCAAACCUGGGUAUAGUGCAGAAAACGUGUGGCACACACUGACCACACAUUAGGCUGUGUCACCAUUGUGUGCUGUACCUGCUGGAAGAAUUCUAGCAUGCUACUUGGGGACAUAAUUUCAGUGGGAAAUAUGCCACUGUCAGAUUUUUUUUUUUCCUCUUUGCAGUGGGGCUAGGACAGUUGAUUCAACAAAGUAUUUUUUUCUUUUUUCUCAGUCCUAAUUUGAACAGGUCAAAGAUGUGUUCAGGCAUUCCAGGUAACAGGUGUGUAUGUAAAGUUAAAAAUAGGCUUUUUAGGAACUCACUCUUUAGAUAUUUACAUCCAUCUUCUCAUGUUAAAUAUUUGUCCUUAAAGGGUUUGAGAUGUACAUCUUUCAUUUCGUAUUUCUCAUAGGCUAUGCCAUGUGCGGAAUUCAAGUUACCAAUGUAACACUGGCCAGCGGGCCCAGCAAUCUCCAUGUGUACUCAUUACAGUCUUAUUUAACCAGGGGUCCUAACCACUAACAUUGUGACUUUGCUUUGAGACCUUUCCUCUCCUGGGUACUGAGGUGCUAUGAAGCCAACUGACAAAGAUGCAUCACGUGUCUUAGGCUGAUGCCACUACCCGAUUUGUUUAUUUGCAAUUUGAGCCAUUUAAAGACCAAUAAACUUCCUUUUUUAAAA